AGAAAAAAAAAAAAAAAAAAAAACGCUGAGUCAUUCGGUCCCGCAUCACCGACGGCCAGAACAGAACUUCUUCUACGUAACAAACACCGCAGCAAGGGAAGAGUGACGACAGGACAAGAAACGAAGCUCAAUUUUGUGUCUUACCAUUUUGCUUCUUAAAUACCACGCUGCCCUGCAAGUUAGCUGUGUUUCUUUUCUUUUUUGUGCUCCCUGUUUGAUUACUUCUGCCAGAGUUUUAAAAACCCCUGCCGCUCCCCGACCCUCCCUCCCCCUCUCCAGAGCGCUAAUUUUACUUCUUCUGUGACCCAUUCGCAUACCCUCACAAUGCCGCUGGUAAAGGCCUCUGUUGAAGUCAACGAAGACACCAGGAUCCUGGGAUACGACCCCCUCCUCUCUCCUCAAUUCCUCCAGACUGAAAUCCGUGCUCCAGAAUUAGCUAUUAAAACCGUACAAUCCGGCCGCAACGAGGCCAUUGAAAUCAUUGAACAGCGCGAUGACCGCCUCCUCGUUAUAUGUGGUCCUUGCUCGAUUCACGACCCAGAUACCGCCCUAGAAUAUGCCAGACGAUUGAAGAAUCUCUCCGACAAGCUGAAGGCGGAUCUCUGUAUCAUCAUGCGCGCCUAUCUCGAGAAGCCCCGUACCACCGUCGGCUGGAAGGGCCUGAUCAACGAUCCAGAUAUCGAUGAAUCCUACAACAUCAACAAGGGUCUACGCAUCUCAAGAAAGCUCUACGCCGACCUGAACGGCAUGGGUAUGCCCAUCGCCAGCGAAAUGCUGGACACAAUCUCACCCCAAUUCCUCGCAGACCUUAUCUCCCUUGGCGCCAUUGGCGCCCGAACAACCGAAUCGCAACUCCAUCGGGAGCUUGCAUCGGGCCUCAGCUUCCCCAUUGGCUACAAAAAUGGCACGGACGGCAACCUGGGUGUCGCCAUCGACGCCAUUGGCGCCGCCGCAAAUCCCCACCAUUUCCUCGGUGUCACCAAGCAAGGGUUAGCAGCCAUCACAAAGACAAGCGGCAACGAGCACGGCUUCGUGAUCCUCCGCGGCGGCUCGAAGGGCACUAACUAUGGCCCCGAGAGCAUUGAGGCUGCGCGCCAGGAUCUGCGCAAGAAGAAGCAGCGCGAGAUCGUCAUGGUGGACUGCUCGCACGGAAACUCGAAGAAGAACCAUCUCAACCAGCCCAUUGUUGCUCAGUCCGUUGGUGACCAGCUGCGGAAUGGGGAGGAGGCUAUCAUUGGUGUGAUGAUCGAGUCGAAUAUCUAUGAGGGGAACCAGAAGGUGCCGCCCGAGGGGCCGUCGGGGCUCGUCAAGGGUGUCAGCAUUACUGAUGCGUGCAUCAAUUGGGAAAUGACCGUUGAUGUGCUUGAGCAGCUUGCCGAGGCUGUACGCGUUCGCAGAGCCGUUCGCGCAUCGAAACAGAAUGGUGUCGCGAGUAAUGGGACGAAUGGGAAUCAUGUCAAUGAGUCUUCUUGAGUUUCUUUUCUCUUCUGUUGUCCUUUUUUUUUUUUUUUUUCUCCUUUGCUUUCAUCCAUUUCUAGAACAAAAUAAAACGGGAAUGACUUUUGCUGCACUUCAUGUUCACUCUCAAUUUAUAAUUUCCCUGUUCAACUCUCCUAAACCAUCUUUUGUUUGUCACUUAAUCAUUUUGAUCAUUUAUCAAAAGUUUCCUUCGGUUCCAUCCGGUGCAUUUCGUUCUUCAAAAAUCAGGUUGCAUCGAAAUCAAAUCGGCCAAGGCAUGGGGUGAUACAAAACACGAUCUUGGGUACAAAGAGGUUAUUAGGGAGAACAUUUUCAUUGUAAUCUGUUGUGCUAUAUAUAGCGAAUCUUAAUUUAAUCUCCUUUUUCCUUUUACAAUAUUUUCGCCUUGCAACCCAACCUCCGCUCAUGACUCGCCUCCGAUUACUAUUUUUGCUUUUCCCUUUCUUUUUUGUCCCUUUCGUUAUCUCCUCCGUUCCCUCCGCACACUCUCAAACGAAACAUGUAAUGAGAAUUUCUCGGGUUUUAGAUAGUCAGAAGGCAGUGGUGGGUAGAGCAGAGUUUCAACAUUUAGUUGGCAAUCAAACUCCAAUCUGUAUGUUCCCUGAGCAAUCCUCGGACUCACGUUAUCGGAAAAAAAUGCUCCUGUCAUGCUGGAAGGAGAAGUGAAGUCGCGUUUCCAGUCGCGGCCCCUCUACGGUUUUAACGUUGGGUGUCUACAGAAGCUACGAAAUACUAAAUUUGCCGGGCUGUGUGUGCUACCUUGAGAAUCCUAGAAGGGACAUAAAUGCAUAUAUCUAUGCAGCUGAGUACUCUAGUGCUGAGAUUUUUCAUUCCUCUUCCAGCGCCCAGCACAGCCUAAGUCAUCACCUUCGGAUUCAACCGUUCUUCAAUGACCUUGCUACGCCAACACAGGCCAUAUUGGGGAACUCCGGUUCUAGUUUAGCGUUUAUUAACUCACCUCGAUAUGACCUCACAUGAAUUCCAAGGCGAAAUCCUCAUGCAGUUACCCCAUUCAUUUCACGGCUACUUGCUUGGAGUGGUCUUCGCCACUAAGCCCUCCGAAGUAAGCGGAAAUGGCCGGGAAAUCAACAGCGAAUAUCUAUGUACGGAACUUGGCGAUGCGGGUGAAAGAAGACUUACAAUUGUUGCAUUGGAUCGCUAUUUAUACAUCACUAUAUGGGCCGGAAAACAGCUCGAGAAUAUGAGAGCGAAUGCUAUCCCUAUUCUAAAUCAGGCAGCCAAUACAACACCUGGGAGAUUGUAUAUUAUACAUGAUAUAUCCUAUACAAAAUCAAGUGAUACGCACCGGGCAAUCGAUAUCUACCUUGAUUUAUAUUAUAUGCCUUUGAAAACUAUUAUGAUAGGCCAAACGACAAGAAAAAGCCCCAGAUAACUGAUUCAAUUCACCGGAAUUCCGGUAACACGUAACCACUAGCAAAGGUACCUGGAAUGAUAUCUAUCCAGGCAGGGGGCGCGUUUGCAUAAUACCGAUAUCUUAGAUUUCCAAGCAUGGUCUGAAAAACGCUGUACUGAAUGAACUCAGCGUUGGCGAAGUCCGAUAAAACCGUGGCUCUAUAAAGGAAGAUGGUUAACAAAUAUGUCGAGAAUAAUAAUAAGACAAAGAAUAUCUAUAGAACAAUUGGAGAACGGAAAGAGAGGAGAUAUAGAUGAAAUGAACCCAACCCGACUUACAUCCAAUACCGACACCCGCCAUUAUUCACCGAAAAUGUAUACUUAUCCCGUCCCAGAGUAGUGAUAUAAUUAGCAAAAUGUCGAACUUCAGAGCCGCGA
This is a messenger RNA of Blastomyces gilchristii SLH14081, 3270 nucleotides long. RefSeq names its product 3-deoxy-7-phosphoheptulonate synthase, variant 1. Gene Ontology annotation, molecular function: 3-deoxy-7-phosphoheptulonate synthase activity. The record is from RefSeq and is a predicted model, not a curated record. Lineage: Eukaryota; Fungi; Ascomycota; Eurotiomycetes; Onygenales; Ajellomycetaceae. Gene Ontology annotation, biological process: aromatic amino acid biosynthetic process. The coding region runs from base 325 to 1473 and encodes 382 amino acids. The transcript has 3 exons. Gene Ontology annotation, cellular component: cytoplasm.